This is a messenger RNA of Paecilomyces variotii, 929 nucleotides long. RefSeq lists its product as hypothetical. The record is from RefSeq and is a predicted model, not a curated record. The coding region runs from base 1 to 633 and encodes 210 amino acids. The transcript is spliced from 2 exons. Lineage: Eukaryota; Fungi; Ascomycota; Eurotiomycetes; Eurotiales; Thermoascaceae.
AUGCACAUGCUAACAGUGGCCGUGCGGAUUCUCUUAUCUGGACUGAGAUGGACACCGGAUAGACAUGAAAAACUCCAAGUCGGUCAGAGAUCGGUUAACGAAGUGUUUAUAGUCUAUAACGUCAGAGAUAGUAUCGGUCGAGCCUAUCAGACUAGGCAUCGUAUUCAUUUCUAUGAAUGCUGCUGCAUACCAGGCAAUGUCAUUGCGAAGGUCGUAGCAACAACAAAACAAGCAAUCGAAGAGAAUGGCUUCUUAUUCUUAACAGACGACGGAGUCUCCUUAGAGGACCUCCAUCGUGAAUUCGAUCUGUUCCAGUAUCAUCAUCUGAAUAUCACAGAGGAGAAAAAGAAAGAGCUGCUCUGGGACCCGUUGACAGGAGUCUCUGCGAGAUUCAAGCGAGCAACAGGCUGGAAACGAGAGGCAGGCAAAUACGGCGGGAUUGAGCAGUUUACUCUUUAUUCCCCAGAAUUCGAAGAUCUUCAGAGAGUCCCGAACUGCAUUCGACCGUUCAUGGAUGAGAUCACUGCUUUUUGUGACUAUAUGGAAAAAAUCGGUCACUCGUCACUUGUUGCAGUUGUUGUCCUUGGUUCUCGAGCUACCCAGCGACUGGCUAUGGGAUGCUUCAAUUGUUGAUUCUGACUGGCCUGUCUCCAGAAGCGGACACGGAUGGCUUUUCUUGGCGAAUAUGAAUGGUGAGCAUGAAUUAAAAUUCAGACUGCAGCACAGGCUGUCUGAUGCAAUAGUCUUUAGGUGAAGUAGAUGAUGAGCUGUUAUUUCAGCCUUAUGAAUAUGGAAUCCUUUCUUCAUCGGAAAUACGGAUUCGGAAAGAAUCCGCGAUGAGUCAGGCAUGAGUCAGCUUCUCCUAGGAAAAUGAAGUUGCUGACUCACCGUCGUAAGAUCUGGUUGACAUUUACCUAGUCGUAUCCAGU